Salmo salar (Atlantic salmon) is the source of this 1600-nucleotide messenger RNA. The record is from RefSeq and is a predicted model, not a curated record. NCBI's taxonomy places the organism in Eukaryota, Metazoa, Chordata, Actinopteri, Salmoniformes, Salmonidae.
GUUGCUGCUUAUGACUCAUUCAGGGAAGUGGACUGGAGAUAGGUGGCUGCUGUCACAUUUCUCAUCCAUUUACUCCUGAACUUGAAUGAACUUUCGCUCUGCCAGUGGUAACUGUUGCUGUCCUUCUGACAACAUUUACAACUUGCCAGACAAGGCAGAGUUAGAGAUGUGCAACAUCUACAUUGUCUGCAGGUGGUGAGGAUUCUGUGACACCCAACAGAUUCCCGGCUAUUGGCAAAAUGAUUAUCUUCAGGAUUAGAAAAGUCUGUCGUGCCAUCGUUCUACUCUGCAUCACAACUAUCAUUGUGUUUUAUACUGGACAGCUAUCCUCCAAUUCGCUUGUGGAUUUUGUUAAAAAUGCCCUUCGGCCUCUGGACAGGAUCCUCUCUCCAAGAUAUUGCGCAUGUCUCAAAUGUAUGACACAGCCAGACGAUGACCUCUGGUUUCAGAAGCGCUUCAACACAUCUCUUAAACCAUUUCUUACCAGAAAGUACAAGACACUCUCCAACGAUACAAGAAUGUGGUGGCAGAAAUUGCAGAAAGACCGUAACAAAGCCAACUUUAGCGAGGUGGUGGAGAAGUUGUUCCAGGUCAUCCCUGAUGCUGACCUUUACAUGGACGCGGGCCCUGAGCGCUGUAGGACCUGUGCUGUGGUGGGGAACUCUGGGAACCUCAAGGGCUCCCACUACGGAGCCCUCAUCGACUCCAGUGAUGUCAUCAUAAGAAUGAACAAGGCUCGUACCUCUGGCUAUGAGCGGGAUGUUGGCAGCCGGACCACACAUCACAUCAUAUACCCAGAGAGUGCCAUAGACCUGGACAACACCACUAGUCUGGUGUUUUUCCCUUUCAAGACACUGGACCUUCAGUGGCUACCCGGUGCCAUUACCACUGGAUCUCACAUCACUUUCUCAUAUUUACGUCUUAGACCGAAGAUAAAGGCCAACAAAGAUUUUGUUUUGGUUCUGAAUCCUGUGUUCAUGAAAUAUGUUCAUGAAGUCUGGCUUGACUAUUACGGCAAAUACCCCUCCACCGGAUUCAUGGCUUUGAUAUUAGCCCUACACAUUUGUGACGAGGUGAAUGUGUAUGGAUUUGGGAAAGACAGAAAUGGGAACUGGCACCACUACUGGGAAACACUAACCAAUAAAAAGCUCAAGACUGGACCACACCCUGGAGACUAUGAGUACAAUGUCACUAGAAAGCUCUCGGAAAUACACAAACUUGAGAUAUAUAAGGGAUGGUGAUAAUCAUUAAUCCAGAUUAUUAAUGGGAUUUGCUCAAGAAGUCCCUUUUUCUUUUAUUAUUGAACAAUUUAUUUCUGACUUUUUAGUCUGUCGACCACUACAUUACAUCUUAGAAACACCAUUCACACUUUUAAAACGUGUAGAUCGGUCUGGAUAAACUUGCUUUUGAUAACAUUUAUACUUUUUAAACUUUUUGACCUUCUAAAAAAACAAAUCUACUUUUAUGGGAUUUCUUCAAAAUUCCAAAGCUACCAUUGUUAAAAGCUGUCAUGACUUCUAACAUUCUAAUCACAAUAAUGUAACACAAAUCAGCUAAGUUGAGAGCUUUACCAACAAGUUAAAUAAAAACUUAGGCUGCU